AUUACUCAGAGCCCCUUUGUCCUCUGUCAUUGCCCAGCCUGCGACACUCAUGGCGGCUGCACCCGUCAGGCAGCGCCUCGGAUCGGGGGGAGCCCGCUCCCAGCUCCCACCCUGCUACUUCGAGGGAUACCUGGAGAAGCGAGGACCGAAGGAGAAGGCUUCCAGAAGGCUUUGGACAUGCCUUUGUGGAAACUCUCUGUAUUUCUUCAAUAAUACCAAGGACGCUCAUUAUGUGGAGAAGCUGGAUCUCUGCGGAUUUGUGUCCCUCAAAGAUGACAGCAGCCGUGACAGAAACCUAGAGGCAGCCAGGCUCAUCCUCCGCAUGAAGGAUGGGGAGACCAAACUCACAGCACCAAACUUAGAGGCCAGAGAGCUGUGGAAAGGUUUCCUCUACUCCGUUAUAGAGCUGAAUGUCCCCUCUAGUCUGACGUUACUGCCAGGGCAGCUCCAAAUGUUGAAGGAGGUGGUAGAAAAGGAAAGGACCAGAAGGAGAAAUCGUAACCCAGGACGAGCUCCUCCUUCGCCCCUCUCUGUUCCUUUAGUGGGAGAGAUCCCAGCGUGUUUUCGUCCAGUUUCACGCACAGAAGCUGAGGUCCUGUUGGAGAGACACCCUGACUGUGGCAACAUGCUCCUCCGCCCAGGUCGGGACGGAUGCUCGCUGGCUGUCACUACCCGACAGGACCUCAAUGGGUCAGUGUUCAGACAUUACAGAGUCACACAGAGGGACCAAGGUGGCUAUGUUAUAGAUGUGGAAAAUCCUAUUCCCUGUGCAACAUUACAUGAUGUCAUCGACGCCUUGGUAGAGAAAACGGCAGGUACUCUGCAGCCGUUCCUUCUGGAGGAGCCGUACGAGGAGAAUAUCACAUAUGUUUCUGCUAAUGAUGAAAAUGGAGAGAAGAUCCUCCAUACUGCCCCCUCUGGCCCCCUGCCUAAGGUCCCCGCUCUGCCUCCAAAACAAGAUCGUUGGUGCUCUAGCCCUUUAUCCCGGUCCCCGGCCACAGACCGUCGUAUCCUGAGCUCUCCGGUGCCGGCGUCGCCCACCAACCCAAUGAGACGGCUCAUCUUGUCCCCUUCACCUCUCACACAGUGUGAGUACCACAGUAUGUCAGCUGUACCUGCAGCAUUCAGUCAGACGUUAUUCAGCCUCAGAGUGUUUCUGUCUGUUUGCAGCCUUAAAUGAGGAGCUCAAAAUAACACUUGAGAAGAGGAAAACCGGUCAGGAAUGACACGAGGAAGAUCUCCCAACCUCUUUACACAGCGGCUUCAGCAUGUUCUCAUCUGGUGCCUUUUGGUGGAAGACGUGUCCCUACAAAGCCUCCACUUUCUUUACAGACUUAAGGGGAAUAACGUAAAACUUUCUCAUAAAAUGGUGCUAGCCUUUGCUUUAUCUGCAUGUAUCCAGCUGUUACCAACUGCCUCUAAGACCAAUCAUAGUGCCACAGCAACUCUGAGCCGGCUGACACAUAUAACAGACCCCUAUCUGAGCCCAUUGUUUCCCUGUCUGAGCCUUUCUCUGGCUGGUGAGCUGCUACUGAACCUACAAACACGCCACAGACUGCAAAGAUCUACACCGGAGCAGCUAAAAGACUAAUUUUACUUACUUUAUCUGCAACUUCUUCCACUCAUCAAGACUGAGAAAAAUCCUCCAGGUUAAACUGAUCUCCGCAAAAACUGAACUCUGCACAAAGUCUGCCUUUUGCUCCAGAAUCUCUUUCAGAUUUAUGACCAACCAUCAUCUUGUUGCUGAUUAUUGACUGUGAUUGUUCUCAUUCUCUCAAACUGUAGGUGUACCUCUGAUUUUGUGUCUUACCCAUUUGACUUGCCUGCAUUUGUAUCUGUUCUGCUAUGUGAUGCGUUGACACUUCUCUUGUCAGCCAUGCCUGUAAAAUUCAGCUUCAUCAGAAAAGUUACAAUCUGCCCUGUGGUAUACUGGCUGUAAAUCAAUGCGACAGGAUCGUCAUCAGCAUACCAUCUCUACAGAAGCAUGAGUGCCUGACGAGUCUCUUUGACAGUAUUAUUUAACACUAACUUAAUACAUCUGAUGGUGCUUACAUGUGUUUUACCCUCAUAUUUGACAUUUCUGCCUUCUCUCCAUCUCUACAGAUUGGUAUCAAACUGUGAACAAUGGACUCUUAAGUGUCUUUGUACAAUGUUCAAUUUAUUGAAUGUUUGUAAAUAGGGUAAUGUGCCUACUUCAUUAUGAUUAAAUAAGUGUGUUUGAUAAAUAUGGGGAAAGCCAUGCCCUUUUCUU
This is a messenger RNA of Cyprinodon variegatus (sheepshead minnow), 2251 nucleotides long. It is a transcript of the gene stap2a, whose product is annotated as signal-transducing adaptor protein 2-like. The transcript has 10 exons. NCBI's taxonomy places the organism in Eukaryota, Metazoa, Chordata, Actinopteri, Cyprinodontiformes, Cyprinodontidae. Gene Ontology annotation, molecular function: signaling adaptor activity. Bases 50 to 1180 code for a protein of 376 amino acids. The record is from RefSeq and is a predicted model, not a curated record.